AUGACUGAUCAACGAAUCGUGCUUAUUACAGGCGGCAAUACCGGCAUUGGUUAUGAGGCUGUGAAGGCUUUUCUUCAGUCUGACAGGCCAUAUCACAUCUUGAUGGGCAGCCGAUCCAUCGAUAAGGCAAGAGCUGCAAUUGAAAAGGUGAAGUCGGAAGUCCCGGGCACUACCAAUACCGUCGAUGUGGUGCAGUUGGAUAUUGCCAGCGACCAAUCUAUUCAAAAGGCAUUUGACUAUGUCAAGGCUUCUUUCAAUCGCGUAGAUGCACUGGUCAAUAAUGCCGGCGGUUCGUUCGACUGGGAGUACAAGCAGGGCGGUAUUACCUUGCGGGAAUCAUGGAACAAAGCCUUCGAUAUCAAUGUCUCCGGAACCCAUAUCAUGACGCACGUAUUCAUGCCACUGCUCCUUGAAUCAUCAGACCCCCGGCUCCUAUUUGUGACCAGCGGUCUGUCGAGUCUGCAACAGACAAGUGAGAAAUUCUAUCCAAACCCGAACCCACCAAAGGCAGGAUGGCCCAAGAGCUUCGAUUUUGAUACUAUGGCGUAUCGGUCUAGCAAGACGGCGCUCAAUAUGAUGAUGGUUAACUGGGCUUGGAGAUUGACAGAGGAUGGCGUCAAGACAUGGUGUGUUUCACCCGGUUUCCUGGCUACCGGCCUGGGCAAUGAACCCGAAUUGCUGAAGUCGAGAGGCGCUGGCCAUCCAAGUGUCGGUGGCGUCUUCAUCAAGGAUGUAGUGGAGGGCUUAAAGGAUGAGGAUGUCGGUAAAGUGGUUCACAGCAGCGGUCGCGUUCAGCCUUUUUGA
This is a messenger RNA of Pestalotiopsis fici W106-1, 804 nucleotides long. RefSeq lists its product as uncharacterized. The record is from RefSeq and is a predicted model, not a curated record. The transcript has 2 exons. NCBI's taxonomy places the organism in Eukaryota, Fungi, Ascomycota, Sordariomycetes, Amphisphaeriales, Sporocadaceae. Bases 1 to 804 code for a protein of 267 amino acids.